Molecule: messenger RNA, 798 nt
Organism: Myripristis murdjan (pinecone soldierfish)
Lineage: Eukaryota; Metazoa; Chordata; Actinopteri; Holocentriformes; Holocentridae
Gene: en2a
Product: engrailed homeobox 2a
Exons: 2
Coding region: 1-798 (265 amino acids)
Biological process (GO): multicellular organism development; neuron differentiation; regulation of transcription by RNA polymerase II
Cellular component (GO): nucleus
Molecular function (GO): DNA-binding transcription factor activity, RNA polymerase II-specific; RNA polymerase II cis-regulatory region sequence-specific DNA binding
Source: RefSeq, a predicted model, not a curated record
AUGGAAGAAAAUGAUCACGGCAACAGAGACGUGGAGCGGCAGGAGUCGGCGGAUGAAUCAAACAGAGCCAUCCUUCCCCUUUUACAGGCGCCUGGAAACCUGCAGAUCCCUCACCGGGUCACCAAUUUCUUCAUCGACAACAUCUUGCGGCCGGAUUUUGGACGGAAAAAGGACGGGAGCGCAAACCGCGAAGAAAAUAGUCUGGCUUCGCGGGAGAACCACAGCCCCGCAGCACCUCGGACCGAGCCGGUGGGGAGCACGGUGCCGGCGGAGGGGACCUCCACCCCCCAUACGGUGACCGGAGCGAAGAAGCCCGCGAUAGCCGCCGAGGAGCCGCUGAAACCCCGCGGGGAGAAUGGAGAACAGUGCCUAAGCUCAGACUCAGACAGUUCCCAAGCCAGCUCAAACCAGGCAGCCGCCCAGCCUAUGCUGUGGCCAGCCUGGGUGUACUGCACCAGAUAUUCGGACAGGCCUUCAUCAGGGCCGAGAUCUCGCAAACCAAAGAAGAAAACGACCAGCAAAGAGGACAAGCGACCACGGACGGCCUUCACAGCAGAACAGCUGCAAAGACUAAAAUCGGAGUUUCAGACAAACCGGUAUCUGACCGAGCAGAGGCGGCAGAGCCUGGCGCAGGAACUGGGCCUGAACGAGUCCCAGAUCAAGAUCUGGUUUCAGAACAAGAGGGCCAAAAUCAAGAAGGCCAGCGGCACUAAAAACACACUGGCCUUGCACCUGAUGGCACAGGGACUGUACAAUCACGCCACCACGUCUAAAGACGAAAAAUCAGACAGCGAUUGA